This is a messenger RNA of Paramecium octaurelia, 945 nucleotides long. Lineage: Eukaryota; Ciliophora; Oligohymenophorea; Peniculida; Parameciidae. The record is from the annotation of a GenBank genome assembly.
AUAUAAUAACCUGAUGUUGUUGCUAAUUUUUUACGGUUUAUCCUUAGCUAAGGGAUUGUCUCCUUUAGUGUGUGGAGAUGUUACAGAGGAAAAGGAUUGUUUAGAUAUCAUAAAUGGAAUGUAUUCUUAUGCUAACAUUUAGUUAUCUAUGCAAAUGGACAACGAAUGGAUGUGUUAAUAUGAAAUGUGAAUUGGCAAAACCUCCUUGUGAUUCGUUGAUUUAUGAAAAUAAGGCUUGUUCAACAAGUGGGACAAAUUGUGUUUCAGUUUCAGAAUGCUCAGAGAUAGACAACUAAAACUCAUGUGGAGCAGUUAAAGCAGGUGGAAGGGAUUGCAUUUGGGAUACUUUGUGUAGAAUGAAAUAAUGCUCAGAUUAUGAUCAAGCAAAUUGCAAAGUAUCUAACGAAGAAAAUUGUGUCUUCAAAGAUGGAACAUGUCAAAAGUUAGUAUCGUGCACUGAUAUCGUUACUAAGGAUUUAUGUUAGACUAUUGAUUUGGCUGAUUAAUGUGCAUGGAUAAAUGAUAAAUGUGACAUUUUUGAUUGCAAAAAAUUUACUAAUUCGGAAGAAUGCUUUUCAGCUGUCUCAAAGACUGACUCUUGUUUUAAUGGAGCAGUUGAUAAUACUGUUAACUGUAUGAGUUGUUUCUCUUUGUAAAGCCAAUGCGAUUGUCAACAAUACGGUCUUUAUGGUUGUAAAUGGGACACCUAAACCGGAGGAUGUAUUCGUUAAAAGUAAUUAAAAAAUGAAAAAUAGAUGCGAAGACUUUGAGGAUACAAUCACUUGCCAAUAGGCUUUUGAUGGUUUAACUUGCGUAUGGUAUAAGCCAAUGGAUUAAUGUAAAUCAAUAACGAAUGCAAAUGAAUUAGAUAGACAAUGCGAUCUUUAUGUCUUCAGUCAGACUUUGACAUUUGGAUUGCUUGUUUCGUUGAUAAUCUAUAUAUGA